AUGCAGCACGUGUUGUUGUUCUUUGCUGACAAGGAUGCUGACAUCACUAAAUCGUCUGCCGAAUACCAAGCAACAACUUUCAUUGUCAAUGUGAUGGAUGAACAGUGGUUGCAGGAUAUAAUAGACUUUGUUGUCAAGGAUUCUGGCCGCAUUUAUUACGUAGUCAAGGAACAGGAGUGCACCAUUAAUGCCCGGGGUAUGAUGCUCUGCUGCCUGGCUGAGGCUGCCGUCAUGGGCAAGCAAUCCCCCAGCUGCACUGGCACCAGGGAUAUUGAUCGCGGUGCGAUUAUCAAUAUUACCUCUUCGGACUCCUUUGCUGGAGUUCCUGUAAAGGCAACUCACAAUAUUCCAAAGCACGCUUGUUUGGCGGUUACCAAAACGACAGGCACAUUAGAUAGAACAGAAGUUGAUUAA
Molecule: messenger RNA, 414 nt
Organism: Aspergillus sclerotioniger CBS 115572
Lineage: Eukaryota; Fungi; Ascomycota; Eurotiomycetes; Eurotiales; Aspergillaceae
Exons: 2
Coding region: 1-414 (137 amino acids)
Source: RefSeq, a predicted model, not a curated record